AUGCCAAAGCCUUUCCGCAUCCUCAUCUCUGGGGGUGGUGUUGCUGGUCCUAUUCUAGCCUACUGGCUCUCCCGCAUCGAUACGACUAGACAGAUUCACAUCACCAUGAUCGAACGCGCCUCCUCGGUCGCCACCUCAGACCAAAGGUUCGAAGUUCAAGGACUUCUUGCUUUCCUCGAGAAUUUGUUCCAUUACGCAAAGACCAUUAAGACAGAUCCCAGAGGUAUCGAUGCCAAAAUUCAACCACAAUGUGAUAAUGCUAUCCCCAGGGAAGGUGGUCCAUCAAACGAACCGCAAAGCCUGCCGGAAGAGCUGUGCGAUGUAUUGUCGGAGAUUAUCAAAGAGGAGAAAAAGGUGAAGGUACAGUAUGAACGCAAGGUUAUCAGGAUCGAGGAAGAGGUUGAUAGGUUGAUUGUCACGAUUCAGGAGAAGUGUGGAAGAAGUGUGGAAGAGGUUUAUGAUAUUGCCGUUGGUGCAGACGGAGUCCGGUCAAAAACUCGGGAGUUAAUGUUACAUCCAGCUGACUUGAAGGAAUGUAUCAAGCUGGCCGCUCCAAGCAUGUUUGCCGCUAUAUUAUUGAUCCCAGCCGAGUCCCAAGAUUCGUUACUUGCGAAUCGCUGGCGCUACGCCACCAAGGCGCGCUGUCUCUUCAUCCAGCAGAUCACGGAGACCGUGUCUAGUGUAUGGCUCAUCGCCGUCGGUCACCACCCAGAUCUAGCUCCUUUGCAGAGCAUCAGCAACGAUAGAGCCAAGCGCGAAGCAUGGGUCAGAGCCUUUUCCGACCUGGAUUACGGAGAGUUCCCACGAAUCCUUCACCACAUGAAGUCCACGAAAAGUUUCCAUACAGACCAAAUGACGCAAGUGAGGCUGCCAGCUUGGUACAACGGCCGUUGUGCGCUCGUUGGUGAUGCAGCUUUCAGUCCUUCGGUUGGAACUGCACAGAGUACGAGAAUGGCAGUCAUUGGGGCAUACGUUUUGGCUGGCGAGAUUGGGCUGAAUAUGGACGAUCCGCAGGAGGCGUUAUGGAGAUAUGAUGCCAAGUUCAGGAAGAUCGUGGAAGCUGAGCAGGAAACGUGGACUGAGCAGAUGCCGCUCGAGUGGCUGAACCCACAGACGACUUGGAGUAACUGGGCGCGGCAGACGAUUUUGUCCAUGGUUUCAAGCGAUCAUCCAAUAUCGAAACUUCCCGAGACUUUAGAGUCGGCGUUUGACCUACCGGAUUAUAAAUGGCGUCACUUUUGUGUAUGA
Messenger RNA from Drepanopeziza brunnea f. sp. 'multigermtubi' MB_m1, 1248 nucleotides. RefSeq lists its product as uncharacterized. Lineage: Eukaryota; Fungi; Ascomycota; Leotiomycetes; Helotiales; Drepanopezizaceae. The record is from RefSeq and is a predicted model, not a curated record.